AUGAAGAAUUAUUUGGUAGAAGAUGAAGUUCGUAUUCAGGAGUUCACAAAACAGGUUACAUAUGCAGUGGAUUUUAAUGUCGAGGCAGGAAAUGCAAAGUGUUCAUGUGGGUUAUUUCAGAUGAGAGGGAUAUUAUGUAGGCACAUUUUGGCUGUAUUCAAAUCAAACGGUAUAAAAUCAUUGCCAGAAGGCUACAUUUUAGAUCGAUGGAGAAAGGACAUCAAGAGGAGAUACACAUUAAUUCGAAGUAGCUACGAUGCAGGGGAUGAGAGGGCAAAUGGUAAUAGACAUGCAAUUCUAUUGAAUAUGUGUUAUGAGAUGAUCGACUAUGCGGUAGAAUCUAACGAGCAAUUUGAAGAUGCAAAGAAGAGGAUACAUGAGAUGACUGGAUUAUAUCGUCAGAACCAUAACCCGUUAUCUAUGAACUGUGAAAAAGAUUUAGAACCUGUUACAACAUUGGACACAGCUGCUGCAGUUGGUAGUUCACAAGGAGUAAAGAGUCCAAUUGUUGUCAGAGGGAAAGGGAGACCCCCAUCUCUUAGAAGAGCAUCAAAGAUGGAGACAGAUAUGCGGAAGGUUAAAGCCAAACAGAAAAAAGCACAAGCAGGAGGAAAGCGCAAACAGGUUAUGAAGAAGCUGGAGAAGGACAAGUUAGAAGCAGUUUGUGUUGGGGGUUAA
Carya illinoinensis is the source of this 678-nucleotide messenger RNA. RefSeq names its product protein FAR1-RELATED SEQUENCE 1-like. The record is from RefSeq and is a predicted model, not a curated record. Lineage: Eukaryota; Viridiplantae; Streptophyta; Magnoliopsida; Fagales; Juglandaceae. Bases 1 to 678 code for a protein of 225 amino acids. The transcript is spliced from 3 exons. Gene Ontology annotation, molecular function: zinc ion binding.